CGCUUUGUGGUGGCGCAAAGCUUGAGCUUGUGCUAUGCUGCUUUAGCUUGUUAGCUUAGCUGACCUUAGCAUUCAACGAGAGCAUUUUUAGACAUGCAGCAAAUUCAUUUUAGUGUGUAACUGUCGUGUUUUGACGUUUGCAGAGUUUUCGUCACCCCUGUUUAUGAAUAAACACAUAAAAUAAAGCGUUUGUUCGCUGUGGCGUGAAUGCUAACAAGAGGAAAUGCAUGCAUUUUCAUUCAUGUUUGGGUUGAUGUACACAUUAAGAUUUGCUUAACAGGAUGUCAAGACUUGCUGUCCCUGGUUGUUCAACAUCUGCUUCAUAACCAUGCAGGAAGCUGUGGACCUGGAGUCCCAGCUGGCCUGUAAAGAAAGAGAAUGGAAAGAACUUCAGGGUUUGCGGAUCCGGCAACUGGAGACUGCUCUAAAUGAAGCCACAUCAGAGCUGUACGGCCAGAGAGAGCGUUUCCUCCGCUUGCGUGAUGACUUUAAAUAUAAUCUGCGUGUGUUGGAGGAAAGGGACAAAGAGCUGGAGCGUUAUGAUGCCAUGGCAGCUCGUUCUCAGACGGAGGAGAGCGCGAGGCGGGAAGAGGUCAGUGAGCUUAGGAUCGAGAUAGCGAAACUUCAGAAUGCCCUAGAGGAGCAGCGGAGAGCGAAGGAGGACAUCGAAGUGCAAUUUCAGAAAAGAGGAGUUGAUCUUAGAGUCAAAGUGGAAAAAGUGCAGAGCAAAAUGGAAAGUGAGAUUCAGAAGCUAAGAGAGGAGAAUGAAAAAUUGAGACGGGAUCUCCAGCGACGAAUUAGAGAAUCUGAUGGAGAGCUGGCACUGCAGAGACAGGAAAUGAUGGCAGAUUUUGAUAGUGAGAUCAGAAAACGGGAGCAUGAAUUUCAUUUGAAGCUGGAUGAAUUGAACAGCCUGCUUCUCUCCUGUGAGCUCAAAGAAAAACUAUUGAACAAAGAGCUAGAGGUCCAUGCCAAAGCACACAGCCAGGCAACUGAAGCCCUGCAGGCCUCUGAGGAACUUUACCAGCAGGCUCAAAAAGAGAUCCAGCACAGAGACUGGGAUCUAAAAAACACCACCGCCAUGAAAGACUCCAGGAUAAAAGAGCUUGAGGGAACACUGAAACAGCUAGAAAACAACUAUAAAAAAGAGCAGGAAGUCUACGACAGGAAGCAUGCAGAGCUGGAACGAAGGUCUCGGGAGAGCAAAGAUGCAUUGGACCUCUUGAGAGAAGCUCAUGCCAGGGAUCUCCAAGAGGAGAGGGAGAAAUCCUCAGAAUUGCAAGCCCAACUGGACAGGACGAUCCUGGAGCAGGAGAGGAGAGAAAGAACCCAUACAGAUGACCUGGAACAUAGAGCCCAGCAGAUACAAGAGCUCAGAGCACAGCUGGAAACAACUCGAUCUGGCUGGGAUACUUACAUCAUGCAGGUCUCCAAAGAAAAGGUUGCCAAGGAUACAGAGCUGUUUUCUGCAGGGGAGAGAGAGGCCAAAGUGAGAGCAGAGCUGGAAAGGUGUAAAGAGGAUAUAGAAAGGUACAAGCAGCAGGUGUCAAGUGGUCUGCAGAGGGAACAGGCACUGGAGCAGAAGAGGGUUCAGCUGGAGUUGGACUGGGAGAGACGCUGUGAGGAUGUGCGUUCUGAGCACUACCUGAGGAGUGAGGAGAUCAUCCAAAACCUUACUCAGGCCAGAGAUCAGGUGACUGCUGAGUUAAGAGAGAAGGAACGUGAGUUGCAGGAGACGAUGACACUGCUGCAAAGUGUCACUGUGGAGCGAGAUCAGGCUCUGUGUGGAAACAAACCAGCACUAACUGGAUUUCAGACAUCUGUAAUAGAAGGCAGCAGUUUUCCAUCAGAAGAGAUCAGGAGACUCCAGCAGCAGAACAACACUCUAAAAGCAGUGGUGACUGAAAUGAGGAAAGAGAUGGAGAUCCUGAGCAAACAGAGGCUUGCAGCUCCAAGACAGACCACAAAUCCAGAGCCCAGCACUGCAGUUUCAGGGUCUACAGACUACACUAAAGCUUUAGAGAAAGAGAUUCAGGAGCUGAAGGCCAAAUGUCGAGAUCUUGUGGAGCGUUUAGAGGAGUCUUCCAAGACUGUCAACCCUUCCAUCAAUCCUACCCCUGCGUUUCCUGUUUCUCCGGACAAUGCUUACCUUCAGAACCACAUUAGAUCACUUAAUGAGACCAUAGGUGGGCUACGAGUGGAGAAAGUUGCCAAUGCCGCUGCUUUAAAGAAACAGGAAGUGAGGCUGGCUCAUUUGGAGUCAACUGUGGAACAGCUUACCCAGCAGUGUCACUCAAAACAUAUGGAGAACGAGAGCUUGCGUUUAGAGCUGGCCAAUCACAAGAGGGCAGCAGCGGCUGAAGAAGCAAGGCUUAAACAGAGAGCGGGGGCUGCUGAGCUGGAGCUGAAAGAAGUGAGACGGGAAGCAGAAGAAUACCAGAAAGGCAGUUUGCUCCACAACCUGGAGACUGUUGCUCUUGGAAACCAGGUGUCAGCACUGAAGGUUGACCUUGCAAGCAGGAGAGAGCCAAUUUUCCUUAAUCAGAGUGAGAUGGUAAAGCAGCUUCAGGAGGAGAACCUGUCCCUCAGAAAGCAGCUUGUGCUUCAGCACAGCUCAUCCAGAUGGAGUGCCAGUGGGGACAUUUCUCUGCUUCAGUCAAAGCUCAAACUGGCUGCACGUAUGAUCUCUGGCCUUAGUCAGGACAAACAGCAACUCAUUGAAAUGGGCAACAGGCUGCGGGCUCAGCUCAUAGAAGCAGGCCUGGACGUUGCACGACACUCAAAGAUCAUUCUUAAACCAAACGAGCCAGAGCCCAAUCUGGCAGAAAAAGACCCAUCUCAACCAGAGCACGGGGUUCAGCCAAACAGCCGCUUAUCUACCCUGGAACAGCUGCAGUACCAGCUAACCACUCAGGAGCUACAGUAUGCACAGAGAGAUCAAAAUAAGAAAACGGCAAUUAUAGUCCGUCCUCAGUUCUCUGAGAGUGAGAGUUCAGAUAAACACAGAACCACCAACCCAUGGGAGCCAUCAGUCCGAGUCCAGUCUGUGAGCAGUAAAGAAAACACUCCGCCACAACAGAAUAAGCCUGAAGCUCUGGUUCGGCACCACAUUCUGUCAUCUAUAAGCACUGAUGAGUCCCUUCAGAAAGUGUGGCAAAUGUUGGAUCAAGGUUUGAGUUCCUCUGUGUUCUCUCCAAGUGACAGUGAGGACAAAGGUAGAGUUUCUACAGCUGACAGAGGAUCAGAUAUUACUCAGCCUCCAGCUCCACUGGUCAGCGUGGAGGGCAUGAAAGCAUCACUCCAGGAGAAGAAGAAACAGAGCCGAACAGCAUCUGUACCUGCUAAAAAGACACUUCCUCCUGGAAAACACGCUAAGAUUCGAAAUUACAAUAUCAAAGACUGAAAUGAUGCAUUAUUUUAGCUAUGUUGCUUUUCAUUUGUUCAUUUUCUAUCAUGCUUUUUUAUUUUAAUAAAUUAUUGCCUAAUUUGA
Messenger RNA from Danio aesculapii, 3490 nucleotides. RefSeq names its product coiled-coil domain containing 57 (gene ccdc57). Bases 329 to 3403 code for a protein of 1024 amino acids. The transcript has 20 exons. Lineage: Eukaryota; Metazoa; Chordata; Actinopteri; Cypriniformes; Danionidae. The record is from RefSeq and is a predicted model, not a curated record.